Messenger RNA from Exophiala bonariae, 1479 nucleotides. RefSeq lists its product as uncharacterized. NCBI's taxonomy places the organism in Eukaryota, Fungi, Ascomycota, Eurotiomycetes, Chaetothyriales, Herpotrichiellaceae. The record is from RefSeq and is a predicted model, not a curated record. The transcript has a single exon. Gene Ontology annotation, molecular function: oxidoreductase activity. The coding region runs from base 1 to 1479 and encodes 492 amino acids.
AUGCUUCAGAUAUAUCUAGACCCAUGUACAAUCAACAGCCGUAAGAUUCUGGCUGCGACGGAGCUCCUGGGCACGUCUUACAACCUCAAUCAUAUCGAUUAUUUUACCAGUCAGCACAAGAGUCCCGAUUAUCUCAAAAUUAACCCGAAUGGCACUGUUCCAUCUGCAAUCGAUGGAGACCUGAAAAUCACCGAAUCAAAUGCCAUUCUGCAAUAUAUUGCUGAUGAUGCCGGUUCUGCAUACCCAAAGGACGCCAAAGCUCGUGCCGAUGUCAACCGGUGGCUGUUAUGGGAGGCGAGUAAGUGGUUUCCGACUUGCUAUAUCUACGUCGUAGAAUAUGUGGUCAAGCCGCUGUUGAAGGCCGAGCCUGAUCAAUCUGUCAUCGAUGGUGAAGCGCCAAACUUCAACAAACUCGCUGGAAUUCUCGAUGAUCAAUUGGGAAAGACCAAAUGGUUGGCUGGUGAUAACCUCACUAUCGCGGAUAUUGCUAUGGCUGCUCCCAUGCAUCUUCACGCAGCUUCAAAGCUUCCACUUGACCAACACAAAAAUCUAUCACGUUGGUUAGGAGAAAUUGAGAAGUUACCUUGCUGGCAGAAGACCCAAGGAGCAGUCGACAAGGCCUUGCUGCCAGGUAAGGCUGCCACGAACGGCACAUCUGCCAACAAAGAUGUCAAAGCUAACUUCAACUACACUAAGGACGUUGAUCAACGUACCGAGUUGUACUUCUAUGAUUCGGAAGACGCCAAGGGUAUUCACGAGCCUGGUGAUGCUCCACAUGAAAUGACGGUGCAUGAUGGUCGGUAUCGAGCAAAGGAAUUCUCGAUUGAUAAGGAGGGAUUCGCAGUCGAGCCGUUCAAGACAGAACAUCAGGACUGGGAGGAUGAAGAGACCGUCAGAAAGAACUUUUAUCCAGAGGUUGUCGAGUUCAUUAAGAAAACCUUUGGUGCGAAACGCGUCCUCGUUUUUGACCAUACUAUCCGCACAAAGGCAAAUGACAAGAAAAAGUUGACUCAAGAGACAAAUACUUCGCAACGAGCUCCAGUGAUGCUUGUCCACUGCGACUACACAGCAGAAUCCGGACCCUUGAGGGUGAAACAGUUGUUGCCAGAUGAGGCCGAUGAUUUAUUGACGCGGCGUGUGGCCUUCCUUAACGUCUGGAAGCCAAUCCAUCGCGUGGUUGAGGAGAGACCGUUGGCUAUGUGUGAUGUUGGCACGUCGCCACCCGAUGACUUUUUCAAGCUCUACUUGAACUACCGCGAUCGUGUCGGUGAGAACUAUGUCAUGAGACAUUCCCCGAACCAUAAAUGGUGGUAUAUCCCAGACAUGACCCCGGAGGAGGUUAUUAUCUUGAAGACCUAUGAGUCGGAGAAUGAUGGCCGUGCUCGAUUUGUUGGCCAUAGUGCAUUUGAUGACCCAACCUCAGCACCCGAUGCACCAGCGCGCGAAAGUGUUGAGAUCCGCACGAUAGCCUUCUUCUGA